Messenger RNA from Theileria parva strain Muguga, 880 nucleotides. RefSeq lists its product as uncharacterized. The coding region runs from base 1 to 858 and encodes 285 amino acids. NCBI's taxonomy places the organism in Eukaryota, Apicomplexa, Aconoidasida, Piroplasmida, Theileriidae. The transcript has 2 exons. The record is from RefSeq and is a predicted model, not a curated record.
AUGGAAUCACAUUAUUUUCACUGCACUAUAUUGGAUACACCUCAAAUUUUAAUCCUUCGCAAUACAAAAUCAACUUCUACUUAUAUAAUUCUAAUUUUUGUCAAAAUGAAGUCUUAUAUUGGUUUGUUAUGUAAAUCUAUUAUUAAUAUAAACGCCAGCAAGUCUUUUACCACUCGUUGCUUUUCAAUCCUAAAUAUUUUAAAUAAGAUAAAAUCACACAACUCAAAAUAUAAUUUUACACGCAAACAUUAUUUACACAGUAAUUCUGAAAAUUCAUAUCCACUUUCAAAACCGUUUAACGAAAAUGUUUUAAAAUUAUCUGAUUUUGACCAGUACCAUAAUGUCGUUUACAGACCUUUGGACAAUGACACAAUUCACAUGAAAGACCUUGUGGUUUCAGUGUUCUAUAACAGACAAAGCACAGCCUCUUUAUCGGUACUGGACUCUGUUAAUAAGCUUUCAUCUGAAUUUCCAUUAAACACAUUCUUACUAGUUGAUUCUGAUCUUGUUCCUAGAUCGGCUUACGAUGCUGAUGUUCAACACUUUCCAUCAGCGCUAUUAUCUUAUGGAGGGGAUUUAUAUAGAGACAUGAUUUCUGAAGAAUCUGGCUAUACCGAUAAAUGGUCAAAUUCGUAUACUUGGCAAUUUACUGGUGAACAAUCUCAAUCAACCCAAGAUCAACAAUGUGCUUUACCUGAGAAGUUUUACAAAUCUGUACUCAGAGCUAUGAAUAAGUUUAAUAAUUACGACGGGAAGAAGGUUUCAGCUAUAAAGUCCAGGGCCGGAACACAUUCAUACACUCACGGAAUUGACACCGAUAAUUUAAAUCUAAAACGAGUAGGAUGGCCAACAGAGUAAAAUUAAUAUUUAAAAUCAAUAA